Messenger RNA from Vicia villosa (hairy vetch), 562 nucleotides. Its product is annotated as protein LITTLE ZIPPER 4. The record is from RefSeq and is a predicted model, not a curated record. The transcript has 2 exons. NCBI's taxonomy places the organism in Eukaryota, Viridiplantae, Streptophyta, Magnoliopsida, Fabales, Fabaceae. Bases 131 to 343 code for a protein of 70 amino acids.
UUUUUCUCUCUAUAAAUUCACACCUUUCUCCCUCACUUCUCAAUUCACAUUCUUCUUCCAUCAAACCAAUCUCUCUCCCUCUCUCUCUCUCUCUCAAGAGUGGUUUUACAGAAAGUUGUGAAAUUUGGAAAUGGAAAGAUUGAACUCAAAGCUGUACUUGCAAAACUGUUACAUAAUGAAAGAAAAUGAGAGGCUAAGGAAGAAAGCGCAGCUUUUGAAUGAAGAGAAUCAGCAACUAUUAUGUGAGUUGAAGAAGAAGCUUUCAAAGAAUGGUGGAAAUACCAAUUUUGACCUUAACCUUAGUUCUGGUUCUGGUCAAAACAAUGCAAGUUCAAGCAAAUGAAAUGUUUGGUUUUUUAUAAGAAGGUUCUUGACUUGACCCCACCAGAUUUUAUUUUUUUUUAAUUCCCUUUUUUGUGUAAAACAAAUGUGGGAAGUAGUAGUUUUAGUUCUUGUCUUUAUUGUUAUAGUUUCUAUUGGAUAAUGGUAGUGUUGUAUUUAGUUUUCUGGGGGGUUUAAAUAUGAAUUUCUGGUUUAUAUGGAUUUAUCAUCAUGAUGUAUC